UUGUGUGGACAUUCAUCUGAGCACAGAGACCUCAGCCUGACAGACAGACAGCUGCUGUUCUUCAGCUUCACCACGUGUCUGUCAGCCUCCUGAAAUGGGGAGGAUGGGAGGAUUUGAGCCCAAAGGCGAGGCACGCCGUCCGGUGUGCCGGAUAUAAAGUCAUGGCUGAAUCCUUUCAGAUUUAGUUUUUUUUGGAUAGAGCUUUAAACCUGGACUGACGUGAUGGAGAUCCUAAAAUAGAUUCCAUCAGACCUGCGAUUGGAUGGAGAAGCGGACCAGAGCAGGUUUCAGGACGACGAUGAACGUCGAUUCAGAAAUCAACAAGCAGCUCUUCCUCCCUCAAAAUGAGCGUCUGCUGGUUGCACUGGAGGUGCAGAGGAGACAGAAGAAGAGGAGAUCCUUCCUGCCCACCUCCUCCAGAGAGGAAUACACAACCUUCAUCUGUGUGUCAGUGACCAACACCUCCCCCCACCAGCUGCUCAUCACCAAAGUGAAGCAGUUUUCUGGCUCCCCCUCCUUCACCAGAAGAUCUCAGUGGACGGUGGAGCAGCUCAAACAGGUCAAUGGCAUCAAUCCUAACAAGGACACCCCAGAGUUUGACCUGGUGUUUGACAACGCUGUGGACCAGUGGGUGGCCAGCUCAUCUCCCGAGAAGUGUAUCUUCAUCCAGGUCCUGUACCGCGCCUGCCAGACUCACUGGGAGAGCAAAGCAGGAAGCCUGGUGAACCUCAGGAAGCUAAAGGCCAGCCAACAGAAAACACCGAACCAGAUUGAACCGACCGGUGUCCCCAAAGAACCCGCAGCACCCAGAACCCUGCAGGUCAGACGGAAAAGCAUCGCCCCCCCCAGGAAGACUGAGUUCAUCAACUGCCAGUCCAAGCUGACCCGAGAUGCCAGCACCAUGAAUCUGGUCAUCUAUCGCUGCAAAGCUUUCCUGAGUCGAGUGAGGAAGCUGAUGGUUGCAAGACGGAAAGGUCCACCUCGCCCAGACAAAGGUCAGACAGGGUCUCGUGGAGCACAAAGAACCAUGGGUAACGUAGUCCACAGGAUGACGGUAGCUCUGGGGGAGCGUGGAGGCAGACUGACCCGUGCUGAAGACCGCACUGUGAAGCUGAUGCAAAAAGCUCAGCAGCUCGCCGACACGGCUCACAAGUUGGCACUGAAGAGCACCAAAUAGAGUCUGCAGGACAAUAACAGCAUCCAAUGACCAGCGGCGGGCGCUCUCUGCUCAUAAAGGCUGUUGUGGAAACUAGUUUCACUAAAAUAAGAUUCUGCCCUUGAGUGUGAUUCAAAUAAUAUUUAACACUUUACUCUGAAAAACUACUGACAGGAAGUUCUGAUGUUCUUCUUCGUGUGAUCAUGUGACCACAGGUGGUCUGCAGCUUUUGUACCUGAUCUGCUCAAAGUGUUUGUUUAAUUGUCUGUCGUCUUUACUGUUUGUCUUCUGUGUCGUCCGUCCGGUCUCGUCUGAGCUCCAGUAGAGCUGAAAAUGUGACUUCAGAGGAGCUGCUUCGAAUCUGCAUCUGAUCUGUCUUUUAGUCCAGUUUUAAUCUGAAACAAUAACACAAUUACAGAUCUAAUUCAAUAUGAUAUUCAUUCUAAACUCAAACAUCGUUUUCUGUCUGCCUUUGUGUAUUAAGCAGCACCGUCUGUCUUCUCUUUUACCUUAAUGAAUAAAACAUACACUGUUAAGAUUCA
This is a messenger RNA of Oryzias melastigma (Indian medaka), 1698 nucleotides long. It is a transcript of the gene stxbp6l, whose product is annotated as syntaxin binding protein 6 (amisyn), like. NCBI's taxonomy places the organism in Eukaryota, Metazoa, Chordata, Actinopteri, Beloniformes, Adrianichthyidae. The transcript has 7 exons. The coding region runs from base 263 to 1177 and encodes 304 amino acids. The record is from RefSeq and is a predicted model, not a curated record.